GUGCACAAAGACAGCGGCUCGCAGAGGAACUUGUUCAGAGUGAACCGGGGACGCUGGGAGGCGAAAUAAACAAUCUCCGGACUCCAAGUAGCCACAGCAGCUCAGUUUUUCCCCUCUUCAAGCACACAAAUCACCCAUCGAUUCAACAAAUACAAGGUUACAGGUGUGCUGGUAGUGAACGUGCAGGAGGCCAGUCUUGGCAACAUGGUGAAGGCCCAGAAGUCAUCUGGGAGGAAGAGUUCUCUCUGUCAACGCAGACAGAGUGGUGGUGAGGCGGAGAUGGAGGAAGACCAGCUCAACAUAGAUGCCCAGCAACCAUCUCAGGAGCAGCCCAAAGAAGGGGAACAAGCCCAUGAUGAAACUCAACUGGAGACCUCUGCUUUGAUUGAGGCUCCGUCGGAGAACUUGGACCAGAAGGAAACCACGAUGGACAUCCAGGAAAAGGACGACUCUCCUACCCAGCUCCAGGCAAAACCACUGUGGAAGCCCAUUCCUCCUCUGAUGCCCGAGCCCCACAGCGGUAACAGCCCCCGGACCAGGGACCAAAGCUGUCAGACUGAGGACAACAGUCAUAACACAGGUCUCUGUGUGGAGCCAGGAGACCCUCCUCUGCUCCAGCAGCCACUGCAGACCUCCAAGUCCGGUAUUCAGCAGAUAAUAGAAUGCUUCCGUUCAGGCACCAGCCAGCUGAGACACAUGCUGCUGAGGGAGGUGGACACCAUCUUUGAGUGUAAACUGUGUCGCAGUCUGUUCAGAGGUCUGCCCAACCUCAUCACACAUAAAGAGUACUACUGCCUGUCACGGCUGCCCGAACCCGACGGUGAUGACCGACAGAGUGUAGCUAUGAAGGACUUACUGGAGGCCAUAUAUCCCAGAGCUGAACGGCCAGACUACGUUGUCCGACUGGAGCCCAUUCAGACCACUACCAAGGCUGUGUUCCAGUACCUCACCACCGAGGAGGAGCUGGCUAGAUAUCCAUCACACAACCCCAGUGCCAGGGAGAGUCCAGUGGCUUGGGAAGGAGAACAAGUGGAGGGUGUAGACAGCAACAAGCCGAGCCAGCAGGGAGGGCCAGAGAGCCCAGGGCUCAAUCAUGCACAGAGGAGAUGGGAGGCUGAGGAGGAGAAUAAAGAGGAGCAGCCGCAGCAUGAAGAUGAAGAAUCCACUAGUGGGGUUGAAGAUGUGACAAUCUCCUGUUGCCUGUGCGGUCAGGACUUUAACUCUCGCCGCAGCAUCAGGCGCCACUGUCGAAAGAUGCACCAGACCAAACUGGAAGAGCUCCGAAAGUUCACAGAGACACGUACAGUUCCCACAAGCCUACUCUCUAUGGUUAAAGGUCGACAGAGGACUCUCAGCACACCGACUGGAAAAUCCUGCCCGGUGUGUCUCAAAACCUUUGCAACUAAAGCCAACGUGCGUCGUCAUUUCGAUGAGGUGCAUCGCGGCAUGAGGAGGGACACCAUCUCACCCGGCUUCGCCUCUCGGCCCGGCCAGCCCUUCAAUCUGGAGUCCACACCCCCCAGGAAGAGCAACAACUCCUCUCCAACCCGUGGACAAAGCUCAAAGUCCACCCCUGUGAGCUCAAAGACGCCGCCUUCAAACCCGAACCAGUCCAAACCUCAGAGUCCCGCCCCGGCCUCUCCACAGACGACCCCUGCUUCAUGCCGCUGCACUCUCUGCAAGAGGAACUACAGCUCCCAGCUCAUGUUGAAGAGACACAUGCGUAUCGUCCACAAAAUAUACAGCAUCAAAAGUAACAAGAACGCCACUACGCCAACUCCCUCCACUCCUGCAGCCACUCCCAACAGCAGCAGCACUACCACAGCACCAAGCAACAACGUCCGAGUGAAGGAGGAAGCAGUGGAACCUUCAGAGGGAGACGAUGAUGAUGAAGAGGAGGAAAUUGAGAGCAGCCCAGCGCCCUCUCCUAGCGGCAGCACUGGAACAGCUAAAGGUGUUCCUGUGGCACACAAAGCCCUGAAGGUAAAGGAGGAAGAGGCUCCGCCCAGCCCAAAGAUGCCGCCGUCCUCAUCUUCCUCAACGUCCCGCGGUGCAAACGUGUGCAGCGCUGUGGUGCCCGCCAAAAUGACCAAACUUUCGGUGGGCUUUGAUUUCAAGCAGCUCUUCUGUAAACUGUGCAAGCGGCAGUUUAGCUCCCGCCAGAAUUUAACGAAGCACAUUGAGCUGCACACGGACGGCAACGACAUCUUCAUCAAGUUCUACCGCUGCCCUCUCUGUCGCUAUGAGUCGCGCCGCAAACGCGACGUCCUUCGCCAUGUAACUGUGGUUCAUAAGAAGUCAUCCGCAUACCUGGCCAAGAUCAUGCCCAAACUGGAAAGCCGGGCCGUGAAGAGGCUCGCCGAGGUCGUCCUCAACAGCCCGAACCCUAGCAAGAGGACGGGCAGCAGCAUCAAAGAAGAAGUGAACGGACGCCAUGUUUCUUCUUCAUCCUCUUCCUCCUCUCCCUCACCCCCGGUCACUCGCAAGCAGGAGUGCACCACAGCGCCUUCAGCCACCACUUCAACUUCCUCCUCCUCCUCUUCCUCUGCCCCGCCUCCGCCUCCGCCUCCGCCUCCCCCCAUCACUCGCAAACAGCAGGACCUUUCAUCGCCUGCGUUGACCCCGUCCCCUCCUGUCACCCGCAAGCAGGAGAGACAGCAGACCCACCAGCAGCAUCGGCCCAUCAGCCCCCCACUGACCCGUCGCAGCGACAAACACACACAUCAGCGCAACUCCUCCUCUGGCAAUCAAACCCCACACACCCGACGACAGGACACCCAAUCAGAGAGCAGCGGUACAGGGUCCACUGAGGUCAGAGUGACCAGGAACUUCUCGCUCCACGCCUGCGAUCAGUGUGGACGAGCCUUCGCCAAGAAGAGGUACCUGGAGUCUCACAAGCGUAGUCAUCGUAACGCAGCGACAGCAGCAGCAAACAGGAGGAAAGGAGUCAGCACCCGCUCCAAAUCUCUGGUCUGGUGAGACACACAACACUUCUGCCGGUGAUAAUGAAGGGGACAGACACCUAUGAAGAAGAAGCCGUAUGAAGUUUCGAUUUAGAAAAACAAUGGUCGAGUGGAACGAGCUCAGAGCAGAGA
This is a messenger RNA of Labrus mixtus (cuckoo wrasse), 3095 nucleotides long. It is a transcript of the gene znf800b, whose product is annotated as zinc finger protein 800b. Lineage: Eukaryota; Metazoa; Chordata; Actinopteri; Labriformes; Labridae. The record is from RefSeq and is a predicted model, not a curated record. The transcript has 12 exons. The coding region runs from base 205 to 2979 and encodes 924 amino acids.